AUGGCUUGUGUCGAUGGCAACCAAUUCGAACUGCGGAGGGAAGAGAACGUCGAGGACAUGAUCCAGGUUCACUUUCACGGACAGCUGUGCUUGAAAAGAAUGCCCGCCGAUGACAACUGUCUGUUUCACGCCCUCGCGGAUCACAGCGGCCAAAUCGGUCAGGUCGCACGAGCCGAAGUCAUCGACUUCCUGCAGACCGCAGCUGCGGACCAAGGACCGUACGAAGAGACGUGGCUCGAGGAGCACGACUACCUCACGGCGAAGUCUACCAACUGGGGCGGAGACACGGCGAUCAUCGCUUUCAGCCUUCUGAGACGCAAGCGGAUCAUGCUCCACUGGAUGGCUGGAGCGGGCUUGAUCCUCUCCGACGACAAGACGCAUGAGGAAGUCGCGGAGGAGCUGGGGGAACAAGAAAGCGAGGUCAUCCACCUAUGGUACAACGGCAUCAACCACUACGACCUUUUG
Messenger RNA from Symbiodinium sp. CCMP2592, 465 nucleotides. Lineage: Eukaryota; Dinophyceae; Suessiales; Symbiodiniaceae. The record is from the annotation of a GenBank genome assembly.